Messenger RNA from Phycomyces blakesleeanus NRRL 1555(-), 1458 nucleotides. RefSeq lists its product as hypothetical. The record is from RefSeq and is a predicted model, not a curated record. NCBI's taxonomy places the organism in Eukaryota, Fungi, Mucoromycota, Mucoromycetes, Mucorales, Phycomycetaceae. The transcript is spliced from 5 exons. The coding region runs from base 1 to 1458 and encodes 485 amino acids.
AUGAUCCAUAAUACAACCAAGAAAGAGUUUGACUUAGCUCUCAACAAGUUCAACAAAGUUUCUGAUAGUACGAAGGUAAAAAAUGGCAAGCAAAAAGUGCCAGCUGCAGUUUACUUCAAUGACAAGUGGGUUGUAUGUAAGGAGAAGUGGGUAGGCUACCUUACUUCCAAAUUGAUGCAUUUUGGGUGUACAACGUCGCGAAGAGUGGAAAGUGCACAUCAUGCUUUGAAAAGAAGUAUAUCUGCUAUAGAAUCUCUGGACCUUGCCUUCGAGAGUAUUGAAAGAUACAUCGAAAGUCUUUCUCAAGCCUUUCGAAAUGUAGAGGUAAGGGAAUCUAUGACGGUUGACCCUCUUGUUGAACGAAACAAUCUUUCAUCCAAGCUACUCAUGAAGGUGUCAAAGCGAGCUUUACUUUUGGUAGACCAGGAGAUUCGGGUUGUGUGUGACAGCAGUACUUAUUGCAAAUGUAUGAACAAGCUUCAAUAUGGUUUACCUUGCCGCCAUUGUUUGCCUGCUGGAAGGGAAAUAUGUAUUUCCGAUAUUCCUGAAAUGUGGCUGAUUGAACCUAGAAUGGCGAAACAAGCCAAAAAUACUCUCGAAGAAACAAUCAGAGUUGAUAAAAAACCAGAGGUGUGGAUGGAGGAGAUAAUUAAACUUGAGACACUUUUUCGCUCUUGUGAGGGUAGCCAGCAAGUAGCUAAACUCUUGAAUAAGAUCAAGAAUGUUACUUCUGAAUUCGAAGGCAAAACUGGGAACCCUUCGAUUAACUUUCAAGCCCCAGAAAAAAUCAAGUACCCUGACAAACGGAAUGAUAGUGCACGUCCAACCAAACAAGAGUCUCUCGACCCAGUUUCUGCCCCCCAAAAAAAUGGGUUGAUAAGACCUGUCACCGCUCUAGAAGAUUACCAGUAUGAUAAGCGCACCUCUGUUGGCAAGAGGGUUAAAUUCCAGCCCGGUUUUCCUGUCUCUCAUGAGAUAGUCGGUGUCGUUAAGGCUUCAGACACAUAUAUACGACCAGUCUGUGCCUACUCAUAUAGCCCCAACACCACUUCUGUGUCGUUUCUUCCCUUUGCUCAUCCCAAAAACACCUCAAAACAGCAACAACCUCUGAUUUUUAAUCAUGUUAACAAUAACGACUGGACAACAGUAAACCUUUCCCGCAAUAUCUCAAGGAAAUGGCCAAUUAUUCCUGAGUUAUUCCUUUUGGGCUGUGUCAGAAACCAGAUUCCCAACAGCUUUGAUACUUACUGGAACAAGUUUAAAGAGUUCAAUAAACAAUCUUGUUUAAACCUUUAUAAAUCUUAUCAAUCUGUUUCUUUGCGUCCACAUAAACUAUCUAUCACUUGCGAGUUAAAUGACUCUCCUCUCUGUUUUUUCAUAGAAAUCAUUUGUGGGAAGUACUUUACCCUUCGAGUUACACUUAUAUCCAGCGAAUUAAAAAGCAUAAAUGUCGAAUAG